AUGUAUUUUUACAUAGAAGAUGUUAUAACAUUUUGUGAUAUUCAUCAAGUUGAAGUUACUGACAUGAAAGCCCCUUAUUUUAUGGGUAAUGGUCGUCAUAAGAAACAAGAUGAAGAUAUGGAACAUAAUUAUAGGAUAUAUGUAUUUUAUUCUACAAUUGAUUUGCAACUAUCUGAAUUAAAUAGAAGAUUUAAUGUAGAGGCAAUGGAACUUCUCAUACUUAGUUCAGCUUUAGAUCCUAAGGAAAAUUUUAAAUCAUUUGGUAAUGAGAAAAUCUGUAAGCUUGUUGAGAAAUUUUAUGCAGAUGAUUUUUUCGAGCUAGAAAAGAGAAAUUUGUCGUUCCAACUAAGACAUUAUCAUUCAAAUAUUUCCCGAGAUCCUAAUUUAGGAAAAAUUUCCAGUUUCUCCGAGUUUUACCAUAAGUUAGUUGAAACUGGAAAAACAGCAAUAUUUCUACUUGUUGAUAGAUUGAUACGUCUUGUUUUGACAUUCCCUGUUUCAAGAGCAUCUACAGAGCGAUCUUUUCAUGCAAUGAAAGUUAUUAAGACUUCGGCUUUGCAACAAAAUUGA
This is a messenger RNA of Lotus japonicus, 570 nucleotides long. RefSeq lists its product as uncharacterized. NCBI's taxonomy places the organism in Eukaryota, Viridiplantae, Streptophyta, Magnoliopsida, Fabales, Fabaceae. The record is from RefSeq and is a predicted model, not a curated record. The transcript has a single exon. Bases 1 to 570 code for a protein of 189 amino acids.